Molecule: messenger RNA, 577 nt
Organism: Cantharellus anzutake
Lineage: Eukaryota; Fungi; Basidiomycota; Agaricomycetes; Cantharellales; Hydnaceae
Exons: 2
Coding region: 32-529 (165 amino acids)
Source: RefSeq, a predicted model, not a curated record
UUUAUAUUUUAGUUUCCACCUGGAACCAUGCAUGUCGAAGCGUAAACACGGGCGUGCUACUCUGCCUCUCACCUUCCCGAUCACUUCUCCGCUGGCUACAUCGUUCAGAAUCGCCAUCCCAACACCCUCGCCACCAGUCCAACUCUCGAAUCACUUCUUCACCUCAAUGAAGCGUCCAAUGCUCCUAAACCCAAAAAGGACUUGGUGGAGCGGGCCCAUUCAUCACCGAUGCUUCUCGCUACGCAUCUGCAACGCCGACUACAACUCAACCACUCCACCAUUAAUGACGACGGUCACUAUUCAAGUUAUUCUUCAAGUUCUAUGUUUCAACCGCACCAUCAGGCACUCAACUAAUAUUAGCCAUGAGUCUCAUAACGAUGAGACUGCCGCUAUCGCAAGUAUGUUGAUACAGAUUUCUUCGAGGAAGAAAGAUUGUAUGGGUAAACGACCGUCCUCCCCCAACCGCAUACCAUGGCCCCCCUUUGUGACUUACAAGAAUGAUCAUGAUACAAAUGCUGUUUACACAUGAGGAAGGGCAAAGGUAUAUACCUACAAUUGAUGCUCGCAAGGAUCCGGG